AUGGGUGUCAAGGGAUUUGUCGAGGGCGGCAUCGCCUCAAUCGUCGCCGGCUGCAGCACCCACCCGCUCGAUCUCAUCAAGGUCCGGAUGCAACUCCAGGGCGAGGCCGCAGCGCCGCCGCCGCUCCACAACCUCCGUCCGGCCCUCGCCUUCCAGCAUCCCGCCGCAGCCCUCCACCACAACGUUCACGUCCCACCCCCGAGGAUCGGCCUCGUCUCCGUCGGGCUCCGGAUCGUGCGGCAGGACGGCGCCGCCGCCCUCUUCUCCGGCGUCUCCGCCACCGUGCUCCGCCAGACGCUCUACUCCACCACCCGGAUGGGCCUCUACGACGUCCUCAAGACGAAAUGGACGGAUCCUGCCGCCGGCACCAUGCCCCUGUCGCGGAAGAUCGUCGCCGGCCUAAUCGCCGGUGGGAUCGGCGCCGCCGUCGGGAACCCGGCGGACGUGGCGAUGGUCCGGAUGCAGGCGGACGGCCGCCUCCCGGAGGCGCAGCGGCGGAACUACCGGAGCGUGGUGGACGCGAUCCGGCGGAUGAGCCGGGACGAAGGGGUGGCGAGCCUUUGGCGGGGGUCGUCGCUGACUGUGAACAGGGCUAUGCUGGUGACGGCGUCACAGCUGGCGUCGUACGACCAGUUCAAGGAGAUGAUCCUAGGAAGGGGCCUGAUGGCGGACGGGCUGGGAACCCACGUGGCGGCGAGCUUCGCGGCGGGGUUUGUGGCGGCGGUGGCGUCGAAUCCGGUGGACGUGAUAAAAACGCGGGUGAUGAACAUGAGGGUGGAGGCCGGGGAGGCGCCACCGUACGCCGGGGCGGUGGACUGCGCGGUGAAGACAGUGAGGGCGGAGGGGUUGAGGGCGCUGUACAAGGGGUUUAUUCCGACGAUCUCCAGGCAGGGGCCUUUCACGGUGGUGCUGUUCGUCACGCUCGAGCAGGUCAGGAAGCUGCUCAAGGAUUUCUGA
Striga asiatica is the source of this 957-nucleotide messenger RNA. The record is from the annotation of a GenBank genome assembly. Lineage: Eukaryota; Viridiplantae; Streptophyta; Magnoliopsida; Lamiales; Orobanchaceae.